AUGAUACGAUGGCGACACCUCAGCAUUCUGAUUGCCCUGUGUUUUUGUUUGGUACGUUUAAGUUUUGUGUUUUUAGGACCACUUUUUGUGCUAUUUAGUAUCAUAAAAACAAUUUUUAAAAAGAUUUUAAUUUGAUUGUUAACAAGUUGUAUAUGAUAACUCACUACUGUAAACUUAAAAUAAAUUUCAAUUUUAACCAAAACUAUUCUUUCUAAAUUGCAUAAAUUAACGCUGCCACCCCUUUCAGCCAGUCGAAAGUAAAAAUCGAAUUCGCCGCGGUCCUGCCGUCUGGGGCGCCCCAGUGCCAGAUUACUCACGAGCCUAUUUGGAUGGCCAAGUCUUUCAUAUUUACGGAGUUUUGUUUGUAGAUGCCAGAAUAGUAAGUACUUGUCUUUACAGUGUAAAGCGAUAAAUACAGCAAAUACUAUCUUGUUCUGAAAAAUAAUGUCAGGUCAGGCUGAUGUAUAUAUAUUAUAUAUUAAGCAUUAGCCAUUUUAGAGUGAACAUUAUAAGAAUGACACUCUACGGGUUCAACAUGAGGUUAUGCACAUGGUGCGAGAAGGCAAUAAAGUGAGAACUUUACGUUUUAUACCCAGUAAACUGAGUUUCAAAGCAUCAGCAAGUCUUUUCAUUGCCUUGCCCAGAUUAAGAUACCGUAAAUUUACAUUUACAGUACUUUGCUCAAUUGGAUAUUCGUCUAGUAAUAGUAGACGUCCUGCCAACUUACCGUAACGAUCUUUCAUUGUAUUCGUUCGAAGAAUACCGUCAGUCCAAAUUGCAAACACUGCCAUACCACGACUUUGCUGGUCUAGUCUCUUAUCGUUAUGCUGGUGGCCUUGCUUUCGUCAACGGAAUGUGUUCUUCAAAGAGCGUUUUGUUAUCUGGGGUAAGUUGAGUUAACAUGCAAGGUUUAUACCUAUCAAAUAACUUUUCAGCCUGUAUACUCUUACUGUAAUUUUAACUUUAAUGUGCUUUUCAUUUCACAUUACAGUGUUAUAAUAACUGUCCUUUCAGUUUUAUCCCCACAGCCCUGAGGCGAUGGGGUCGAUCUUCUUCCACGAGGUAUCUCACCUCCUGGGCGUGUCUCACGCUGACUCUGGGAAGCCUAUCAACGUUCCCAACUGCCCUUGUGAGCAAUCAAAAGGUCACUCACAUCAAGACCAUCAGAAUCCAGAGUCUGUAGCCCACUCCUUAGUCCCGGAACAUGGAGCUGGAUGUCUGCGUAUUCCGUAAGUCUUUAAAAACUGCUUUAAAUUGCAAACUUUUCUAGUUUUUUACAGCUUAAUGUUGAUUGUUUUUAUAUAGCUUAAAGUUUAGUGUUAUUUAUGAUUGAAAUUACAGAGGAUUCGACCACAACUGCACAGCACAACUUCUUGCCAACAUAUUAUACAGAAACCGGUGUUUGUCACGUUAUCCCCGUUCCUACAGCCAAAACAAAGCCGAAGGCUACCCAAUUCGCUCACAAUCAGAUCCAGAAGUUCUCAAAAUAUGUGGUAAUGGGGUGGUGGAAGCCAGCGAGGAGUGUGAUUGUGGUUUAAAAGCCAAAUGUUCGGAACUCAACUGCAACCCACUCUUCUGCACCAGAAUCAUACCAUUGUGGAAGAUCGUAAGUCAAGUUUUAUGGGCUUUCACCGCUUAUCCACACCUGUUUACACAUCUCAAUUUUGAUUUAUUUUACGGCCAUUAGCGAUCGCGGGGGUCUUGACACGAAAACAUUUCCAAACAAACAUAAAAUACGAAAAAAAUCUGACAAAAAUCACGUUCGGUCCGUUUGGAAAUUGAGGCGGCAGAGAAACAGAAUGCCAAAUGAUUUAGCGCUUAUUUGUUUUCGUGAUAGGAUAUUUCACAGGGUUGUGUGUAUAGGAAAAUUUAUAAAUUUUUAAAAUUGAUUGAUUAUGGCCAUUGCACUGUAUUGAAAAUUCUUGGAAAAAAUUAUUUUUAUGUUUUUUUAAAAAUAUUUUUUCUUAUUAAAUUAUUUUUAUAGUUUUCUGAAAAAAUAUUUCCCUGCCUUUUUUAGCCCAAAACAAGCCUUACCCGCCUUUUCUAGCCCAACACAAGCCUAACUCGCCUUUUUUAGCCCAAAAGAAGGCAAACCCGCUUUUUUCAACCUGCCCCUGCCCCUGCCCCUGCUCCUGCCCUUGCGCCUGCUCUUACCUAGACCGCGUUAUGUCCGACCAAAAUCUCUGACCGGCCCAUUGGCCAAAAACUGAGCCGCUGAAGGUUAUGUUAAAUCUGGCUUGGGAGCUAGGUCUACAUUCCCCCCUCUGCUUCUGUCCUUACUCCUACCCUAACUUCUACUCUUAUAUUUUCUUCCACCGGUGCCCUGAUUUUGACCUAUACCCCUACCUCUUUUCCUGCUCUUACUCCUAUCUCUACCUUUACUCCUACCCUUUCCUGAGCCUAGCUAUACUCUGGUAAGGCUAAAAAAGCGGAGGUAAGUUGGGUAGGGCUAAAAUGACUUUAGUUUUGGAUUUACGUUAGAGGUGAUCUGUUCUGUAAGGUAAGCCACUUUUUAUGUUAACCUAUUCCUGGAAGAGAAUCCAGAGGUGGCCGAUUCCCGAGGGACGAAGUUCAAUAACGUGUUCAGUGAAAUACAGUGGUUUUUCUAUAGUGAACAAUCUGUAUAAGCAACUCGCUUUACAGUAAACAAAAAAUUUGGCCUCAUCAAGUUAAUUUACACAAAAACCGCUCUAUAAAGCUAACACCUUCUAUAGUAAACACAAAAUGUUAGUCUCUUCGGGUUUCUUAUAUAGAGAUAGUAAUGUAUUUUUAGUUAUAGUUUCUUUAUAAAUAUUCUGGUACAUGAAAAAAGUUGAUUCCGUUUGUGAUCAGAUAUUCAAACUUCAUUGUGUUUUAUACAAAAUGUCCCAGCUGUGUAAUCUGCGAUAUUACGUGGUUUACUUCAUAAUUUACGCGCCUGAAUAAUACAGAGAAAUAUUGGAUUUCUACUACCAAUUGUAAUAUUUUGAAUUUUAAUAUUGUCAAAAUAUACUCGUGUUUUGCGAAAAAAAAUUAAAUAUUUAGUCAUUUAAAAAAUUUACAGUACUUUAAGUGUUUUUUUCAGUGCAAAAAAGUUGCUCCGAAGGAUGCUGGAAACACCAAGCCGCUGCUUCUUUUCAUUUUUAUACCAAUUAUUACUGAUAACUUGUACUUUAGAUUUGCAAGACAGAUUUUUAGAUUUUGCCUUUUAAAAAAAGUUACAGUACUUUAAGUGCUUUUUUCAGUGCAAAAAAAACUGCUCCGGAGGUUCCUAGAACAACCAAGCGGUCACUCAGCCUCAGAUUUUAUAGGGACAGUUACUUAGUAGUUUACUUUUAUUCUGCAAGACAAAUUUUUAAAUUUUGACUUUUAAAAAAAAGUUACAGUAUUUUAACGUUUUUUACGGUACUUCACAUAGCACUUUAAUAGAUACCAAAUUAACCAUGCAAGGUAUUAACUUAAUAUUUUGUAUAAACGUUGUUUCUAUAACAUACAUAAACUUAGUAAAACAUUUUAUUGUAUUGUUUCUUAAAAAAAUUGUUACAGUAUUUUAAAGUUUUUGAUACGGUGCAAAUUUAGUUACUUCAAUGAGUGUUGGCCGAAAUAAGUAAAGUAUAAAUUUUAGUUUUUAAGUGACUUUUUUUACUAUAAAUUACUUUAAUUUUGUAAUACGGUUUUGUUUUUUGUUGUACUUUGUAGAAAGUUACAGUAAUUUAAUAAUUUUUCGUGCAACAAACAUCGUAUAAGAUGUCUUACGCAAAAACGCGCAGGUCGCAAGGUUAGGACGCAGCUCCCUGCCGUUUUAAAAAUCCUUCUCUUUAGUAGCGGACCGAACGUGAAAAAAUGAGUAAAAAACGAAAAAUAUUUUCUACGGUUUUAUCGCUUUGUUGAACUCUUAUAGCGCGUGUUUAUCGACUAUUAGAAUCACUUCUCUGGGAAAGCGCCUUGUUUCUAGCUUAAUAUGAUAUAUAAUAUGAAUAAUAUGACCAAUAUCAAUAUGAAACUUGUUGAUUUCAGUAUCUGAUCGGAUUCGGAACUUUGCUCCUGGCGAGUUCAAUCCUCACACUUUAUGUUCGGAUCAAGUACCAGACAGAGUUUGGUGUGAGUAAAGGCACCAUGGCACCACUAGCGAAAGCGACCAAAUCCGGUGGAAUCGGUCGAGUGAUCGGGUCCAUUUUAUGUAAAGUUAACGUAUUCAAGUGUAUAUUUUGUGUGGACGGGAAGAAGGAGCCUCAGAAGCCGUACAUCAAGUCCAAAAAGGUCAGUUUUGGACAUGAUUUACUUUCUUAAAAGAUUAUAUUCAUCUUUCUUUUGUUUUUAUUAAUCUAAAAGAGUAAUUUUCAAUCUCAAUAUAAUUCUUUUAAGUUUUGUGUUAAUUAUAUUGUUUUAGUUGGAUCCAUCUUCAAUAAUCGUCAUAAGAAACCCGGAGAGCCUCAAGUCUACAACCCCUAUCGUGACGACGACGAGGAUUCAGGAGAAGAAGAUCCAACGACCUCGAUGUCCACCUCCAAGCUGUCCACUAACCAACAACAACAAAGUCUCGUCCAGGCCCAGAAUCACACCUCCUCGGCCGCCUCCACCAACAGACUGUAAGUUUAGUCGAAUGUCUAUUUUGUACUCAUAGUAAUGUAUCAUUUUCUAAAUUUUUAACCUGAAUUUAAAAGAAUAUAUUAACACGAUAAGCAAGUAGGUCCAUUAACAUUUUUGACAUUAAUCACGUUCAAACACUCGUCUCCGCUUAACAGAUUUCAAUCAUUUAUCUUCAGCUAGAAGGACGAGAGCGUACGAUCACAACAUAACUUACAAGUUCGCGGACUUUGACGACUGA
Messenger RNA from Bursaphelenchus okinawaensis, 4807 nucleotides. NCBI's taxonomy places the organism in Eukaryota, Metazoa, Nematoda, Chromadorea, Rhabditida, Aphelenchoididae. The record is from the annotation of a GenBank genome assembly.